AGGGUGAGCAAAAGGGCUAAGAGAUCAAAUUGUGACUGACCUAUUUACCUUAUAAAUAAUUUUUGCCAUAUUGCCUUUUAGGGGAAAAAUGUUUAUGAAAGUGCAAUUCCUUCUGCUUUCAGCAUUUAAAAAGGAAUGAAAGAGGAUAUGAUCAAUGAAGAGAUUUAACAGCAAAUUCUUACAGAAGAUCAUCGUUUCCUCCCUGAACGUGGCAAGCUGUCUUCAGAUCAUGUACAAUGGGGCUACAAAUUCAUUUUGUGUUUGAUCCACAAGGGUGGUGCUGCAUGGGCAUGAUUAUCUUUGUCUGGCUGUACAACACACUCUUCAUUCCCCAAAUUAUCCUCUUUCCUCACUAUGAAGAAGGACAUACUUCAGCUGCUCCAAUAUUGUGCUAUUAUUUAGUCUCAUUGUUUUGUAUAGUUUCGUUAUUGAGAGCCUCCAUUGCUGAUCCAGGAAAACUACCUGAAAGGCCAAAGAUACCCCUUACAGAACAAGAAUUUUGGGAGCUCUGUAAUAAAUGUAAUAUGAUGAGACCAAAGCGAUCCCAUCACUGUAGUCGCUGUGGACACUGCGUUAGGAGAAUGGAUCACCAUUGUCCAUGGAUUAACAAUUGUGUUGGUGAAGACAAUCAUUGGUUGUUUCUGCAGCUAUGCUUCUACACUCAACUUCUUAGUUCCUAUACGUUGAUACUUGAUUUUUGCCACUACUACUAUUUUCUCCCUCUGAAAAAAGUUAACUGGGAUCUCUUUGUAUUUAGACAUGAACUUGCCCUGCUAAGAAUAUCGACCUUCAUGGGCAUAAUAAUGUUAGGUGGAAUAAGUGGGCUCUUUUACACUCAGCUAAUGGGUAUUUUCACUGAUAUGACAACUAUAGAAAAAAUGUCAAACUGUUGUGAAGAAAUAUCGAGGCCCCGAAAGCCAUGGCAGCAGACCUUCUCAGAAGUUUUUGGCACUCGCUGGAAGAUCCUGUGGUUUAUCCCUUUCAGGCAAAGGCAACCACUGCGAAUUCCCUACCACUUUGCCAAUCACGUCUAAACAGAUGGAUGUUGGGCACAGAUGGGUCCUCCAUGCUGGAAAUGUGUUACAGGUUUUAUGAUAAUAGAACUAUGACAGUCAUCAAGUCAAUUAAAAUCCACCCACCAAUCGUAGACAUCAUAAUGUGCCCCGGGCUUUAUUUUAAUAGUUAUCUUGAUUCUGUUCUGGGAUUAGUACAAGUUCUAGGUUUAGGUUUAAGCCAUAUUUACUUUCAAGUUAAUUUUCCAAAGGGAUUUCUUGAGUGUUUGAGAAGUAACAAAAAACAUAGAUAAUUGGAAUACAAUGUUAAUCCAUUUUUGUUUUGAUACUAGAUAUGUUGAUCUUUUUAAAGGAAACACUGAAGUUUACAUAGAUUAAUAGAUUUCAAACAAUGUCUCAUUCUGCAUUUAAUUUUUUUAGUGUUUUUAUGAGUAGAUUUAUUUAGAUUAUAUACAGGUCUUUUUCUUCUUAUUGUGUUUAAAAAUUCCCUAAUGCCUUCUUUUAUUUAUGAUUUAUUAUGAUAAUCAUGCAGUACAGCACUAGAAAAAGGUGAUAUUUUAACAGAAGCAGAUUUUUUCCUACACUUUUUCCAGAAGUGUUUUUUUAUAUAAAGGGAGAUCUUGCAACUCUGCCUCGGGCUUCCUGAAGUCAGCCGCUGGUCAGUUUCAGCAGUGGCUGAAUCUGGAUGCCAGUUCCGACUUAAGAACAAACCUACAGUCCCUAUCUUGUACGUAACCCGGGGACUGCCAGUUUUGUAAAAAUGUAAUCUUGUUAAAAGAGAUAUCAUUGUUCUUGUAUAAAUAAAAGCUAUGAGAGCAAACACCAUAGGGCAAACUAUGCAGCUAUAAAGCAUGUUUUUCCCUUUUCUCUAAAAGGAUUUCCUUGUAACUUGCAAUAAUUCCACGUAUAAUCAAUAUGGCACAAAUAUUAGAGUGGAUAGAUUUAAAAAUGCAGGUUUAAUAAGUUAACAUGAAGUAUACAAAGUAGGGCAUUGUCACUAAAGUUAUGCUUUACAUUUUGUUUUGGUUAGUCACUACUAGAACUAGAAUUUGGAUUACUUUUCAGGUGUUUAUGUAUAAUGGGCAAUGUGUAUGAAAAUAUUUUAAGUACUUUAUAUGUAAAUAUUGAUGGUAUAGAUAAGCACUAAUUUCUGUGUACAACAGGGUCAUUGAGAACUGCACUACCUUCCUGUUCUGUGUAUAUUGUAGGCAGAGAACCUUUUUGCUCUUGUGGUAUUUGAGGGUCACCUCUACUUAGAAGUAGUUAACAAGAAAUGGUUAGAAGAUUAGAGCUGGUCAAAUAGUAAACUGAUUCAUAAAUAGAAGUAUUGCCUUUCUUUUGCUGUGAUUUGGAGCAUUGUGUUGUCAUUCAUGUAUGUCUCAGCAGUUGUCAGGUAUUUGUGACUCUUGAAAGUUGAAUGAAUUCCCACAAAGGGAAACUUCGUAGUUUGUGUUAUCUCACUAUUCUGCAUAAAAAGUAUAAUCAUGUCUAAGAGCAGAAACAAUAGUAUGCAUUUUAGGUGACUACAAUACCACAUGAAUAACAAAUAGAGAAUGAUCAAAGCAAAUGAGACAUAAACUGAAAAUUAUUUAUUCAAGCUAUUUGGGAUUUCUAGUAUUCUUAGAGAAACUUCCUUUCACUGUCUCUUUCACUGUUAAUUUCUCUAUAGAACAGUCUUAUGGCUGAUAUUUAAACCAAAGUUCAAAAUGUCCUAGAGAUAAUUAAAAUGUUGAUGUGGCCUUUGAAAUUUACAAAUGGCCGCUGCAUAAAGUAACUGCUGCCUCUCCUUUAAGAAAAGGCUUAUAGUCUGCUAUAUCCUCUGAUAUAGCUCUGUCUGGGAAAUUUUUGUUUUCAUUGUACUGUAUAUACAUCAAACAUGUUUUUCAAAGCACAUGUGUAUGUAGAUAUAGCUUUGGGUGUAUUUGUUACUUACUUGUCCUGCUACUGAUUAAUCAUAGUUUUCAGGUUGUAUCAUUUAAAUCAGUGUUUCUCAACUACCAGUCUGUGAAAUGAUCCCAGUCCCUGAGAUCAGCAUGAUGCAUUUUAGGAAGGCAGCAAGUUGGUCCUUGGUAUCAAAAGCUUGAGAAACACUGAUUUAAAGCACCAAAACAUUAAAGAAAGAUAAAUGAAUGUAAUGUCCUUGAUUCACUCAUUGUGGGAUGUAUAUUUAUUCCUUCUGUGUUUCCUACAUCUUCCUUUCGGCUACUUAACUUUGGGAAAAGCACAUUUGCAGUGCAUAAAUUCUUGCAGUAUCGGACCACAAAUUAUAAACAGUGGUAAACUGUACCUAUAUCUGAAAUUAGGGCGCAUGAAAUCUUUACGGAGAUAAAAAGUAGCAAUUAGUCUAAAUCUAAUAUUCUGUAAAUACAUUCCAGUAUCUUAAAAUAAAAGGAAAUAACACUGUAAUAAAUAAAGUAAUAAAUAAAUAAUAACACUUAGUAGCACUUUAAAGACUAAGAAAACAUGUAGAUGGUAUCAUGAGCUUUCGUGGGCACAGCCCACUUCUUCAGAUGACCGGAGAAGAAAAUACAUACAUGCAGAAUAAAAGGAGUCCAGUUUGGUUGAUAAGUAGGUCUGUUUACCUAGUAUAUACUGAUUUAGGACUCUGGCCUCUUGGCCAGUGAUGAAGCUGACUUUACGAAUACUCAAGUGUUAUUAGAGAGAGCUUUUCAUCUCUUGUUCCCAAAGUGCCCUCUUUUGGCCAAGUUAUGCAAUGACAUUAGCUCUUACACCAGAGAAGAGAUGAUGUCCUGUUAUGAUUUUAUUGCUUGGUGAGAUUUGGAGCAGUAAGUGUUGUGGAGAAUGGAGAAAAAAAAUACAUCCAGAGAAUGUGAUUUACAGGAAUCUAUAUUCUUGUGAUUCUAUCAUAUGUCCUAAAUAUAAAAGCACUUUUACUGUCUCCGUUAAAAAUGAAACAUGUCAGACCUAUUUCAAUCCUCAGAAUAGGUCUGUGAUUUAUAUCACUAUGCUCUUUUUAUCAAGUAAAGCAAAAUUCUGACUUUACUUUUGUUUGUUAAAGUUUAAAAAUAAAUCAUCAGCAUUAAUGUAGCUGAAAUAUCAUACUCAUUCUCCUAUUACAUGAUACAAUUUGUCUGUUUGACUGUUGUGUGAGAGCGAUAAUGCCAAAGUGUGUGGAUUCUCAAACUUUUUCAUAGUGAUGGACUUUCUUUUAGACCGCUCCCCUUUCAGCCUCUGAAUCCCAUUUCCACAUUUUGCCCAUAGCAACUGUAAUAUUAAACUAUACAGAAUGAUAAUACUAAGACAAUAAUGAGUGAUCUGCUUCAAUUUCUACCCCAUUUUGCAUUUCUUUUUUUUCUUUCAAAUUUUGAGGGCCUAAUUUGAGAUCUUUUUAUGGGGCUUGAUUUUCAAAAAGUGUUGUGUAUCCAUCUUUGGAAAAUCAGGCCUCAUUAAUGUGUCUGAAGUUAGGCAUAGGGAACUUAAUUCAUAUUAAAGUAGGGUUUUAUUAAUAUUACAUGGAGUAAUUUGAUUCGCUCCCUGUGUGAAUUCUUUAAUGUGUCCACACAGGAGGUUACUCAGGAAUAGCUAUUCCAGAAUAAUUCCUCAUAUAAACAAGUCUUAAAGUUCAUAAACCUCUUGUGAAUAUGAACAAUACUAAAGAAUUGCCUAUUAAUAAGUACAAUAUGAGCUGUUGUACAGAUGGCUAUUAUUAUCUCAUAGCUAAUAUAUUUACUGUAGUACACAAAUGGAAAAUCCUCUGAGAAUGUUCUGGAAACAUUUUGUUUUCUUUUCAGCAAGGGGAUGUUGUGAUGUACUAGACAUAUUGAGUCAGAAUAGUUGGUCAGAGUCUGGACAGUUAAGCAUUUCAAACAUUAAUAUCUUUUGCUGUGAACUAGUGAUUUCUGAUUACACAUAAAACUACUAGUAUGGGCAUUUUGAAACUAAAUGGAAGAAAGAUUUCUAGUUAAAAUUUGGUAUCUAUGAUACUGGACAGUUAAAUGAGUAAGUUUUACUAAGAACAAUUCUGGCUAGCAGAGAGAUUCUCUUUUCAAUUUGGGGUAUCACUUAUAAUUAGGUUUGAAUUUCACUAAAAAAAAAGGUAGCUAAUAUAUAUGAAUAAGAAUAUUCAAAUAAUAUUUUUCUUCAGUAAUGAACAAAUAGAUGUUGACGUUUGUAUUGUAGCAAACCUCUAUUUAUCAAUGUAUGUAGCCUUGAUCAUGAAGAUGGUAUCUGCCCAUCAUUGCUAGAGAGAAUUUUGUGUAAUAAGUCAGCGAAACACUCGUUGCUUUUAAAUUAGUGAUCCCAUUUAAGCAUUAGUUCACAACAAAAUAUUAUGGUUUUUUAUAAACUGCAUGUAUAUCUGCUAGCUUCAAUACAUUACUCCUAGCUGACUUUUUUGUCAUGUAGAUGAUGCAUCAAAUCAUUUAACAUAGCUAUGUUUUGUAUACCAUUCCUUUUUCCCCAAAACUUGAUUUUACUGCUAACCACAAAUAAUGAGACUGUAGCUUUGUUGAACUAAUCAACUGUAUUACAAGACUAAGAUAACAGUACUUAUAAUUAGUCCUAUAUCCAGUAUUUUAAGUGGAUGUUACAUCCCUCUAUUGAAAAAAACUAAAUGUUUUAUUCCAAAUCUGGUGGAGUCUUGAUCUGAGUCACUUCUGCACAUAUGAGGCUUAAGGGCUAUGUCUCGUACCCCACUGUGGAUAAAUAAUAUUACUUAAUCUUCAGUAAAAUAGCUACAAUUUUAACUACAGGCAGUCCCCGAGUUACGCGGAUCCGACUUAUGUCGGAUCCGCAGUUACGAACGGGGUUUUUCUCGCCCCCGAGGAUGGGAGCGG
This is a messenger RNA of Pelodiscus sinensis (Chinese soft-shelled turtle), 5809 nucleotides long. The record is from RefSeq and is a predicted model, not a curated record. Lineage: Eukaryota; Metazoa; Chordata; Testudines; Trionychidae.